Messenger RNA from Vicia villosa (hairy vetch), 1542 nucleotides. RefSeq lists its product as uncharacterized. Lineage: Eukaryota; Viridiplantae; Streptophyta; Magnoliopsida; Fabales; Fabaceae. The transcript has 2 exons. The record is from RefSeq and is a predicted model, not a curated record. Gene Ontology annotation, molecular function: zinc ion binding; nucleic acid binding. Bases 1 to 1542 code for a protein of 513 amino acids.
AUGGGAGUUAGAAAAUUUGAAACAUUUGAAAUGAAAGAAGAUGAAACCAUAGACGAAAUGUUCUCCAGGUUUACAAUUAUUAUUAAUGAAUUAAGAUCUCUUGGAAAAACUUACUCCCCUCAUGAGAGAAUAAGAAAAUUACUUAGAUGUCUUCCUAAAGUAUGGAGACCAAUGGUUACUGCUAUAACUCAAGCUAAAGAUCUGACAAAUCUACCAGUUGAGGAACUUGUUGGUUCUCUUCGUGCUCAUGAAUGUAUCAUUCUAGAAGAUAAACCACAAAAGAAAGUAAAAUCAAUUGCACUCAAGGCUGUUCAAAACUCAAAAGAAACUCAACCAAAAAUUAAGGAGUCAAAUGAAUCACUUUCUGAAGAUGAGGAUGAUUUAGCACUCAUAUCUAAACGCAUUCAGCAAAUGGUAUUUCAAAGAGGACAAAACAAACAACCAUUUCGAAGGGAUACUUUAAAGGCUGAGAUAGAUAAAAGAAAAAUCACAUGCUUUGGAUGUAACAAAGUUGGACACUUCAAAACUAAAUGUCCUCAACAAAAAAGGUUCAUCAAAGGAACACCAUUCAAGAAGAAGUCAAUGAUGGCUUCAUGGGAUGACUCUGAAAAUUCAAACUCAGACACUGACGAAGAAGAAGCAAAUCUGUGCCUUAUGACUACCUCUGAAUCUGAAGUAAGUCCUCUUAUAUCCUGUAGUACUUGUCAUGAAAUGAAUUUUAUGUUUGACAAUCUGCUAGAGGAUUCAAACCUCUUAACUCAAAAAUGUCUUUUCCAAAAAGAACAAAUUUCAAACUUAAUCAAAGAAAAGGAAGAUUUAAAAAAAACCAUUGAUAAACAAUCUAUCACAAUAACUAAUUUAUAUAAUGCUCACUCUUCUCUCUCCUCUAAACAAAAAGUACUACUUGAAAAAUCAAAUCUUCCAAAAAUAGAAACUUUAGAAAACAAGAUAGAAAAUCUAACUCAGGAUAUCACAAAAUUUGUUAGGUCUACUGAAACUUUUCAAAACAUAAUGGGAUCACAAUCAGAUAAUCUAGGAAAGUUUGAUUCUAAAUCUGACAAAGGGAUAUUUAUUGGAUACUCUCAAACUUCAAAAGGAUAUAGAAUUUACAAUCUCAAAAAUCAAUGUGUGGAAGAAAGCAUGCAUGUUAUAUUUAAAGAAACUAAUGAACCUUCAAACAUUGAAAGUCUUGAUGAUGAAUUAGAUGAACAAGAGGAAAUUCUCGACAAAGAAAUUCACGUAGACUCUAUGGAAGUAUCACUUCCAACUCCUCCAAAAAGUUGGAAAACUGUACCACAUCAUCCUCAUGAUGUAAUUAUUGGUGAAACCCCUGAUCAAGUAUGUACAAGACAAUUCUUCAAAGACAAAAACAAUAACCUAGCAAUGAUAUCUCAAAUUGAACCCAAGCAUAUAAAUGAUGCAAUCCAAGAUGAUUCAUGGAUUCAAGCCAUGACUGAGGAGCUUUCACAAUUUGAAAAGAAUCAGUUGGACUUUGUGCUAGAUUCCAAACAGAUCCCAAGGAAUCUCAUCUUACUGCUGUAA